UCGAUCUGCACCAUUUCCACAUGCAUGCGACCUCCAAACCUCUGCAUUAAUAGUUUGUUUCUGGGAUUAUAUAUGAACAGCAGAUGACAAUGCUUCUUCUGAGGAGAGCUGCGCAGACGGCUGUGCGGACAAAACACUGCAGGUCAUUUUCUGCGUCACAGACUCACCUGCACGACAGGAAAGGUCUGGUGCUGGGUGUGUUUGAGAAGGAGGGAGAGGAGGGCGGCAGUGAUCUUACUGAAGCAGCUGCAAGUUUUGACCAAACUUUGUCUGGGAAACUCUCUGAACUUCUGAAAAUCUCUGGACCGACUCUAAAGAAAGGCAAAAGCCGAAUAUUUUAUGGAAUCCACAAGGACUUCCCGUGUGUGGCGGUGGUCGGGCUCGGUAAGCCCAGUGCAGGUGUUUGCGGGGCAGAAAACUGGGACGCCAGCAAGGAGAACAUCAGACAGGCAGUUUCGGCUGGCUGCCGGUUACUUCAGGACCUGGAGGUGAAGCAUGUGGACGUGGACGGCUGCGGUCAUGCCCAGUCAGCAGCAGAAGGCGCUGCUCUGGGUUUGUUCCAGUACGACCAACUUAAAUCCAAGAAGAAGACCAAAGUGACCACACAGCUUCAUGGGAGUGCGGACUCGGCUGGGUGGCAGAAAGGAGUCACGUAUGCAGAGGGUCAGAACCUGGCACGGCUGCUCAUGGAAGCUCCAGCCAAUCACAUCACUCCUACUGCUUUUGCCAACACCAUCGAAGAGAAACUCACGCCGCAUGCAGAGCGAGUCACAGUAAAUAAGAGAUCUCAGGCUUGGAUAGAGGAGCAACAGAUGGGAGCGUUUCUCAGUGUGUCUAAAGGCUCAGAGGAGCCCCCCGUCUUCCUGGAGCUGCAAUACAACGGCUCUCCUGACAGCACGCAGGCCCCACUGCUCUUAGUGGGCAAGGGCAUCACCUUUGACAGUGGUGGUAUUUCUCUGAAGCCGUCUCCUUCCAUGGAUGCAAUGAGAGCUGAUAUGGGAGGAGCUGCCACCGUGUGUGCGUCUAUCGUCACAGCAGCUGCUCUGAAACUGCCAGUCAACAUUAUUGGUCUGGCUCCUCUGUGUGAGAACAUGCCCAGCGGAAAAGCCACUAAACCAGGUGAUGUCGUCACAGCCAGAAAUGGAAAAACAAUCCAGGUUGAUAAUACAGAUGCAGAGGGCCGACUGAUUCUCGCUGACGCCCUGUGUUACGGACACACGUUCAACCCCAGAGCCAUCGUUAAUGUUGCCACAUUAACAGGUGCGAUGGAUGUGGCUCUUGGCUCUGCAGCAACUGGAGUGUUUACAAACUCUGACUGGCUCUGGGAGCAGCUGCACAAGGCUAGUGUUGUGACAGGUGACAGAGUGUGGCGGAUGCCUCUGUUCCAGCAUUACACCAGACAGGUGACUGACAGCCAGCUGGCUGACCUCAACAACAUCGGCAAGUACAGCCGAUCUGGCGGUGCGUGCACGGCAGCUGCGUUCCUGAGAGAGUUUGUCACAGCUCCUCACUGGGCCCAUCUGGACAUCGCAGGUGUGAUGAGUAACAAAGACGAAGUUCCCUACCUGAGAAAAGGCAUGUCUGGAAGACCAACGCGUACGCUGGUGGAGUUUGCUGCCGGACUUGCCCACGAUGGCUGAGGCGUCGACACAAAUAUCAGAUUGGACACAGGACUGUGAGCUUUUUCUCUGGCAAAGAUUCAAUACUGAAUUUUCAACAACGGCCAAAUUUAUCUGUGUAAACAGUAUCAUCCCCAUGGAAGAGCUUUGAAAAUAUUGGCAGUGUUCAUAGCUAUAUUUUUAAACCAAUCUGAUGGGUCUGAAUAUGCCUCCCUGUGUAAUACAGGUUCAGUGUCUCUCCACAGUGUCGUGAUUUCAACUAAAAACACCUAAAACUCUGUAGUAACUACAUAGCGCACAUAAUUUAUAUGUUGUAUAAAAUAAACUCUGUAAAACUAUAA
This is a messenger RNA of Plectropomus leopardus (leopard coralgrouper), 1960 nucleotides long. RefSeq names its product leucine aminopeptidase 3 (gene lap3). Lineage: Eukaryota; Metazoa; Chordata; Actinopteri; Perciformes; Serranidae. Gene Ontology annotation, biological process: proteolysis. Gene Ontology annotation, cellular component: cytoplasm. Gene Ontology annotation, molecular function: metalloaminopeptidase activity; manganese ion binding. The record is from RefSeq and is a predicted model, not a curated record.